Molecule: messenger RNA, 1053 nt
Organism: Stylonychia lemnae
Lineage: Eukaryota; Ciliophora; Spirotrichea; Sporadotrichida; Oxytrichidae
Source: the annotation of a GenBank genome assembly
AUGGAGUAAUAGUAAUCAGAUCAAUCACAGCAUUAGCAACCACAAAGCACUUAAUCAAAUAAUACUGAAUAAAAUGCUACCCCCAAAAUUUAAAUAGACUUGGAUAGAUAUAGGAGAAAGUAGCAAAUCAUUGAUGAUGCAGAAACUCAAAGAAAAAUAGAUCUAAAAAAUGUCUAGAAAAAGCCUCAUCCAGGUUUCAAGCCUCCCUCUCUUUCAGCCCAAUAGCAAUUUGAAGAGUCUCAAAGAAAAUAAUAGUUAUAAAGAGAAUAAUUAACUGAGGAGUAAAAAGAACAUUAUAGACAGUAGGAUAAGUAUUUCGCAGAUAGAGUUAAUGCAAUGAGUGCACCAAACUUCUCUUACCUUGACAUUUUCGAGUAGCAAGCAGUGGAGCGAAAGAGAGCUUAAGAUGAGUUUUACAAGUACAAAGAUGAGGAAGAGUCUAAAUACGAGUAAAACAAGCCUGCUAUGUUUAGGAAAAAUGUCAAGGUCCUUGAUGAAGCGGAUCAAGAGGAUUAAACAAAGCAACUAGACUGGAAAGCAUAGGAGUUUGAAGCACAUAAGAAACUUCAGAAGGAUUUAGACAUGGACUUUGACCCAGACACCAAGUCGCAAGAUGAACUGAGAGAGUUUUUCAAAGUAUCUAAGGACAAAGAUGCUGUCAAGUACAUGAAUGAACAGAUAUUUGAGUACUUGUAUGAAAGACUGAGAGAUAGACAAAUCAAAUUCUAUGCAUUCCUGAAUAAAGAAUUUAAUGUGAUGAACUUUAAGAGUGCCAGAUGCAGCAUGCAUUGCUUUGAUAGCAUAGACAGGAGUGUCAGCUAAGUCAACGACUGCCUCAAACUGUGCAGAGAGGGCAUUAGUGGAUGCAAAACCUACGCUUAUAAAUUAUAGAAGAAGGCUGAGGAUGAUGUAUAGACUUGCUAAAACGAGGCAAAAGAUGUGAAGAAGUUGACCGAUCCCAUCAUUCAUUGGAUUUCUUGCUAUGAAAAAUUGAUAUUAAGAUUUGACAGUAUGGAACAAGAAAUCACAUCUGAAUUCAGCAACUUUAUAUGA